Molecule: messenger RNA, 990 nt
Organism: Dendronephthya gigantea
Lineage: Eukaryota; Metazoa; Cnidaria; Anthozoa; Malacalcyonacea; Nephtheidae
Product: methyltransferase-like protein 27
Exons: 2
Coding region: 221-889 (222 amino acids)
Source: RefSeq, a predicted model, not a curated record
AUCAUCCAUGGUCUACAUCUAACGCCACACUUUACUUGCCAACAUCACAAGCGGUGACAUUAGAUGCCUUGUACCUUCUGGUAUUAGAAGAAUGAGUAAUAUUAUCCUCCGUGAAGUAAUUCACCAUUAAGGUGUUAAAUUACACAGGAGCUCAUUUGCAAAGGCAUAAAAUCAUUAAAAUUUAAAAAACUCCCUGCAUCGUUAACGUUAAGUAGACAAAAUGGCUGACGAGAAUGUAGACUGGUAUGCUUACGUUGAUACGCUAAUGGCGAAAGGAAACGCAACACACGACGAAAUUAAAGACGUUUACACUGCUUGGGGUAAAACAUACGAUAAGUCGAUGGUUAAAGAUCAUGGCUACACGGGGCCUACUGUUGCAGCUAAACUGUUAUCACAGAAAUUAAAGGAAUUUGGAUACAGCAAUGACGCUCGCAUUGUGGAUCUUGGCUGUGGCACUGGCCUGGUGGGGGAGCAACUGUCGAAGAAUGGCUAUAAGAAUAUUGAUGGCGUAGACAUAACUCCAGAGUUGCUUGAACUUGCUAAAGCCAAAGGAAUGUACGGUUCUUUGAAGCAGGGAAUAAUGGGCUCACCACAGUGCAAGGAAUUGGGCCUUGAAGAGAAUCAGUAUGAUGCUGCCAUUUGUGUUGGAGUAUUCACGCUCGCGCACGUGAAACAAGAAGGCUUGGAUGAUGUUGUGCACGUGAUCAAACCAGGAGGAUUGGCGUGCUUUGGUAUCCGGGAACAAGCUCUGAAUGACCCACAGAGCAAAUACCAGGAAAAAAUGGAGCAACUUUGUAAAGAUGGGAAGUGGAAAUUGGUCACAAAGCAUUAUCAGUCGGACUAUCUCAAGGAAGAUAAUGCUUGGUACUUUGUUUACCAACUAUUAUAACGUCAGUCAGAACUCUAUAGUGAAGUUCUAACUCAAUAUAAUUUACUGUAUUUCUAUGUAUCGCAAUAAAUAUAUCGCUCUUUAUGACAUCGAGUGGCCAG